Messenger RNA from Dreissena polymorpha, 498 nucleotides. RefSeq names its product fibrinogen C domain-containing protein 1-like. The record is from RefSeq and is a predicted model, not a curated record. Lineage: Eukaryota; Metazoa; Mollusca; Bivalvia; Myida; Dreissenidae. The transcript has a single exon. The coding region runs from base 1 to 498 and encodes 165 amino acids.
AUGACGCAUUUAAAUAAGGAAACGACGGAACUGAGACACGAUCUGCUCAGAGAAGUAAAACGCAUGGACGACUCGAAGGAAAAAGAACUCAAAUUUAAGGAUGCAAGCAUGCAAGUGAAGUCAUUGAUAGAGCGUAUGGGCGCAUUAAUGGACAAUUUCACCUCUCAUGUAACACAAUAUGUAUCUAGAGUUCAGUCCGAUAUGAGGACCUUGCAAGGGGUAUGCAAAACAAGAAGCACGACAAAUGAUGUGAAUCCUAAACCUACAUCUUGUGAUGAUGUCGACAAAAGCGGUGUCCAUACAAUAUAUCCAUACUUCAAACCAUCCGGUCUGGCAGUAUAUUGUGAGAUAGAUCAAGACAAGGCUUGUCUGGUAAUUCAACGCCGGAAGUUCGGAACUGUCGACUUUGAUCGCUCCUGGGAGGAAUACAAGACUGGAUUCGGGAAUCUGAGUGGGGGAUUUCUGGCUCGGGAACGAGUAUAUCUACCAUCUUACUAA